CAUCUGUUGGCCUGACCGAGGAGCAGAAGGAAUUCCAAAAAGUUGCCUUUGAUUUUGCUGCCAAGGAGAUGGCUCCGUACAUGGCUGAGUGGGAUGAAAAGGAGAUAUUCCCUGUGGAUACGAUGCGGAAGGCAGCCCAGCUGGGAUUUGGUGGGAUCUAUGUGAAGCCAGACGUGGGUGGCUCGGGGCUGUCACGGCUCGAUACCUCCGUGAUCUUCGAAGCUUUAUCAACAGGCUGCACCAGCACCACUGCUUACAUGAGCAUCCACAACAUGUGUGUUUGGAUGAUCGACACCUUUGGCAAUGAGGAACAGAGGCACAGGUUCUGCCCAUCGCUCUGUAGCAUGGAAAAAUUUGCUUCUUACUGCCUGACUGAGCCAGGGAGUGGAAGUGAUGCAGCUUCCCUGCUGACCUCAGCUCAGAGAAAAGGGGACACCUACGUCCUGAAUGGCUCCAAGGCCUUCAUCAGUGGGGGAGGUGACACAGACAUAUACGUUGUCAUGUGUCGCACAGGAGGCCCAGGCCCCAAGGGCAUCUCCUGCCUGGUGCUGGAGAAGGGGACUCCGGGGCUCAGCUUUGGCAAGAAAGAGAAGAAGGUGGGCUGGAAUUCCCAGCCAACUCGAGCCGUGAUCUUCGAGGACUGCGCUGUUCCUGUUGGCAACCGUUUGGGAGCCGAAGGGCAGGGCUUCAACAUUGCCAUGAAGGGACUGAAUGGGGGCAGGAUAAACAUUGCUUCUUGUUCGUUAGGAGCUGCUCACGCCUGUCUCCUUCUGGCCCAGGAGCACCUCACUGUCCGCAAACAGUUUGGGGAACCCCUGGCGAGCAACCAG
This is a messenger RNA of Merops nubicus (carmine bee-eater), 830 nucleotides long. It is a transcript of the gene ACAD8, whose product is annotated as acyl-CoA dehydrogenase family, member 8. NCBI's taxonomy places the organism in Eukaryota, Metazoa, Chordata, Aves, Coraciiformes, Meropidae. Gene Ontology annotation, molecular function: acyl-CoA dehydrogenase activity; flavin adenine dinucleotide binding. The record is from RefSeq and is a predicted model, not a curated record. The annotation marks the transcript as partial. The transcript is spliced from 7 exons.